ACUGCAACAGGAGUCGAAUUCAACAAUUGAAAUCGUCUAAGGAAGCCAAGUGGGUGGGGACAGGGGUUGGAGUCCGCAUUAGUGGCUAUUCAAUUUCAAUGUUGAAAGAUAAGCCCCUCAAAGUUGCACAAGGACCAAUGGAUAUGGAGGAGCUGAUAGUUAUAACUUUUAAGCAUACAAUUAUUGGUAGUUUGCAUUGGCAAGUUUGCCCUGAGUUCUAGAGAAGCAAAGAUGAAAAUCGGCAUUUUCUGGCCAUCAGCUCUUCAAGGUUUAUUUUUGUUUUGUGGGCUCUUCCAUCUUUUCUACUGCUCAAUAUUUUUCACAGGGUGUGUUUGUUUGGAUAUAAAAUAUUUUUCAAAAAACAUUUUCUACAUUUUCCGCUGUUUGGCUCUUAAUUAAGUGGGAAAAAUAUUUGCGGGGGAAAAAAAUUUUCCUUAAAAAAAGACGGAAAACAACUUACUCCCGCGAGUUACUAAAGUUAUUUUCUUUUAAUUGAGCGUCUCUCAGUGGGCUCUUUUUGAUCAAGGAGCUAUACAUCGGAAGAGACAGAGAGGUCACCAACAACAACCUCCAUUUCCGGCGAAGGGAGUGAUCCAAGGUCAGAUUCCAAUGAUGUAAAAAUCUCUGGAGAAGUGCAUAUUCCUAUUGAGUUCGGGCCAACGGUGGUGCCUGAAGAGAAAGUAAAGACGGCAAAGCCUCCACCUUCCGUCAAGAAUAGCGGCAGAGCGACAAUCAGCCCGGCAAAGAUUGAACCUUCCGGCCAUCUUAAUUUUAAACCGGAGGAGGGCACCUCAAUACCGGUGUCUCACGGCCGAUUGGGUAAAGUUGCUUCAAAGAAAGAAGCCAGACCAGCUGUUUCUCCUUUAAUGGAGGAGAAACUCAAGCAGCAAAAGACUGCUUCAGCAAGCAUCAUUGUGAUACAAGGCCUCGGUCAAGGAAUCAUUGCUCCGCCCCCAUGUCCCUCCCGCACGUCAUCGAAAGAAGAGCAGAAAAAGCCGAGGGCCCGUGCUGCUGCAGGUGAUCAAGAAGGCAAGCAACCAGAGCAUAGCAGCACUGCCAGCGAUGUGUUUUCUGAUUAUAUUACUGGUGUGAAGAACAAAACGAGAACCCCAUCAAAUGUUAGUGAGGAGACCGUGAAUGCAAGUCAAUUUGCAAGGUUGGCGACAAGGCGAGACAGCUUCAAUGACAAGGUUGUUAACUAUAUCAGCAAACGUUCAAAUGCGGCAAACGUCCCUUUUCCAAUUGCAAAUUUGGAUAUGGAUAAAGAUUAGAAGCUGGCUGCCUGCUCCCACUCCAUCUCCACUCUCCACCCGGACCAGUAGGUGUUGGAUCUUACAGUAUUGUCUCACAGUAUAAAAUUGCAAACGAACAUUCUAAUCUGUCGCCUGCAUCCUACCCUCAGGAUAACCCCAUCAUUUAGCUGUUUCUCGCGUCUUAAAACAUGCAUGUUUUAGGAGAGCAAGAACCCCAGACCCCAUCUUUAUUCAUUUAUUCACCGUCUGUAUGAGAGGCAACAGCAAUCUAAUUCCGUUCAGCCAACUCUCGUGACUGACUUUAUUAAGGGUAGGGUGUUAUUAGCCUUUUUAUAUCUUUUAAGAUGAAUUUGUAGGCGAUAAUCGAGAAGAAUUUUAGAUUUACAUAUUGAGAUUUUAGACUGCAACCAAAGAGGAAUAAAAAACUUUUUCCUUUUUUCACAAAAAAGAAAUGUCUUUAUCCGUCAAUUACGCAGUUUAUCCCUGCUAACUUCACUCCACUGCAAAAAAAAAAAAA
Coffea arabica (coffee) is the source of this 1770-nucleotide messenger RNA. The record is from RefSeq and is a predicted model, not a curated record. NCBI's taxonomy places the organism in Eukaryota, Viridiplantae, Streptophyta, Magnoliopsida, Gentianales, Rubiaceae.